Molecule: messenger RNA, 510 nt
Organism: Pedinophyceae sp. YPF-701
Lineage: Eukaryota; Viridiplantae; Chlorophyta; Pedinophyceae
Source: the annotation of a GenBank genome assembly
AUGAGUCAGCGCUCACAGAGCUGGCGACUGCACGAGGCGCCCGAGUUCAUCCAAAAGACGGUGGCGGACCACUUGGAGCUCGGCCACCUGCGCGACGUCGCGGGGUCCUUCUUCCGCAGCGUCGACUGGGGCGAGCGCUGGCUGCUCGGCCUCUUCGCGGCCGAGGCCGCCCUCCUCCUCCUCGUCCUCGCGACGCGCCGCCACGGCGUCGUCCAGGCCGCCAUCUUCGCCGCCUGCGCCGCGACCGUCCACAACGCAGAGCGCAUCAACGCGUGGCUCGCCGCGCGGUGGCGGGCGUUCGCGGGCGGGCCGUACUUCGACGAGCGCGGCCGCUUCCUCGGCCUCGUGCUGUGCCUGCCGCUGCUCGUCGUCAUGGCGGCGCAGCUUGGCCUGUACCUGACGUACGUGGGGAGGGAAAUGGUGCGCGCGAAGCGGCUGCAGCUGCGGCACGAGGCGCGCGCGCAGCAGAGACGCGAGGGCGGGGCCGCGGAGACGAGGAAGGCCAGAUGA